GGAUAGAAACAAACAACAACAAAAUCAAAUCAAAUUAUUCUCUCGUGAAUUUUCCUUUCUCUCUCUUCUGUUUGGACGCCAUUUCUAUCUUUUCUCUCUCCUCCAUUCUGCAAUCCGAAUCCUACUACCGAUUUAACACUUCAAACACCUGACCCGUUUCUUUUCACGAGCGUAGCCAUUGAAGGACAAGGAAUGUCGAAGAAGAAAGCUUUCAGUGGCAACACCAUGACUCUCAAAGACUUUCAUGGCGGUUCUAUUCCUUCCGAUAUUUCUCUUCCUUCUGCUCCUGGCGUGAUUGUGAGACCGAGUGAUCGUUCAACUUUCGAUCGUCAAAAUGUUUGGGGGAACUCAAUGGGGGCGGGUCGAUCUGAUCAUCGAUUGCGUCCGAGUUCUUCAGGUUCUAUGAGGAAUUUGGGUGAUAAUAAGACUCCUUUUCUUACUAAUACUGUUAAUAUAGGUAGAAAUUUCGAUGAGGAUGAGAGGAAGCCACUUGAUGGUGGUGGACCUUCUGCGCCUCGUAGGACUGUCAGUGAUGAGAGUUUCGGGAGUUCAGUUGUCCGGUCGGAGACUCGAGUGGAUGUAGGGAAGGUUUUAGUGCAAUCGAGUUUGAGGCCAGUGAGUCCCCAGGUUGUGGGUGUUAAUGGGAAUUCUUACUCGGCUAGAGUUGCAGACGGAAGUCAGACGGGCGUGGGUGUGGGUUCAGGUGUAGGGGGGAGCGUGAGUUCUCGGCCUAAUGCCUGGGGUGUGAGGAAAGAGGUGCGUGGAAUGGGUGAGCUGGAGUCUUCUAUGUGGUGUGGGCAGAAUACAGUUUCUAAAUUUGAGCAGGCGAGUGCAUUGGAUAAGAUUUCUUCAGGUAGAUGGCAAACUAAGUCUGUGCAGAAUCAUUUGGAGGUAGGGGCUAUUAUGCCGUUGGAUUCGCCUAAUAGUUUGUAUAGGAGAGAGAAUGACUCUUACGAGGGUAAUGUGAAUUCUACAAGCGAAAGAGAAUACUGUGAGACUACAUUGGCAAGGCAUGUGGAAAGGGGUCUCAGAAUUGAAGAAAGGAGUCAAGGAGAUUUUAAGGAGAUUCUAGGUGUUGAGAGAGUCCAUUCUCCAGUUCAGAAUUCUGUAAUGUUUACUAAUGAGGGUCAACCAGCUUACCCUGAUUCAAGAUUUGGGGUUUCUGAGUUGUCACAGCCUCCAGAAGUGAAUGGAAGGCCUAAGUUGAAGCUGCUUCCAAGAACAAAGCCGCUAGAUGUCCAAGAAUCUAUUGUUGUUGAUCAUAGGAAGCGUUCCCUACAACCCAUUGAUACUGGUCACUCAGAAGCUGGAAGCAUCCAUGGACGUGCAAGUCAUGUGUUAGCUAGACCAAGCAGCACUGAAACAAGUCAUAGGAAACCUGGGGCAAGUGGUGUUGAAGAAGAGCAACAGGUUGUGGAGCGUCCAAAGUUGAUUUUAAAGCCCCGUUCACAGCCUGUUGACUAUUCAGAUGAAAGCACCGAAAAAGAAAGGAGGGCAUUGUUUGGCGGUGCUCGACCACGGGAAAUGGUUUUGAAGGAGCGAGGUGUUGAUGAUGUCACCGGCCAUGAUGAAGCACAAGAUCCAAGCCGGACAAAAAAUACUGCGCUUCAUAGUGAAGUAGUACCCGCUCAUGCAAAUGCCUCAAGCCAGGGUGAUAGGCUUGAUAAUCUAUCUAUUGAUCAGAGGACGGGAAGAGGCCAUGAGAAGAGAGACCAAAGAGCAGAUGUCCAGAGAGCUGAUUCGCAGAGAAAGAAUUGGCGUAAUGAUAACCGGAGAGGUGGCCGAGACACGGAGAAGCACCAACAGGAGAGGCAACCAUCACCAGAGACAUGGCGCAAACCUAUUGAGCAGCCAAAAUCCGACAAUUCUGGAUUGCGUUUUGGCAAGGCUGUUUCUGCUGUUGAUCUUGUACAAGCCUUUUCAAAAUCAGCAUCAAGCCCUAAACCUGUCGAUCAAUUUCCUGGUCAAAAAGGACUUCCUGGCCAAAAGGGUCUUCCUGCCCGUUCGCAGAUACCUUUCUCUAGGCUUACUGGAACUACAUCCAGGCCUCAGAUCAAUGGUUACUGAUAUUUCAAGGCAUCAUCUUAAUAUUCAGGAUCCAUGAAAAUGAGUUGCGAUGGAACAAGAGCUUGGGCACUGUUCCGCGCCUGAAACUUGGCGGAAAAUAAGAGUUCGGGUUUCAACCAUCUUUUGCUUUUUUCCUCAGAUUUUUUAUUCCUGAUCUGCUCAUCUGUUAAUCAUAUCCAGUAUGUGGUAGCUGUUUCGGACCUAAUGUCCACUGUUAGGCUAGAAACCAAUGAGUAGUUGUCAGCAAAUCAAAGCAACAUGAUUCUUUGAUAUUGUGGCUGAUACCCAUUUGAUGAUAUGAAUGAUAUUGGUUCAUUAGUGUUUCAGAUGAUUGCUUGUGGGGUUUUGAGUCCUGCCUUAGAGCAUGUCCCUAAAAUGUAUUUGAUGAUUUCAAAGGUAUGGAGAUCAAAUUAAAGGUUGCUAACAAAAUUAAAGGCAAAUCAGCCUAGUUUAUAGUCA
Molecule: messenger RNA, 2526 nt
Organism: Amaranthus tricolor (Joseph's coat)
Lineage: Eukaryota; Viridiplantae; Streptophyta; Magnoliopsida; Caryophyllales; Amaranthaceae
Exons: 6
Coding region: 193-2067 (624 amino acids)
Molecular function (GO): mRNA binding; translation initiation factor activity
Source: RefSeq, a predicted model, not a curated record